Sardina pilchardus (European sardine) is the source of this 1832-nucleotide messenger RNA. RefSeq lists its product as uncharacterized. The record is from RefSeq and is a predicted model, not a curated record. Lineage: Eukaryota; Metazoa; Chordata; Actinopteri; Clupeiformes; Clupeidae. The coding region runs from base 89 to 1660 and encodes 523 amino acids. The transcript is spliced from 2 exons.
CAUCGCAACAACAGAAAUACAAGAAUCUCUACUAAAUGCACGUAGUCUUGGUCAGGAGAAAUUGAUCACCUUUGUGAAACAGAGGCUCAUGCAACCCAAGAAUGGUGACCAGCAGAAAAAACUCAGGGAUCCUUUGCCAAAAAAUAAACCUCCUACAUUUGCCACUCUUCACAGGGCAGGAAAGAAAGGAGUGGAAAAGUUAGUCACCAAAGCCAAAGCUGAAAGAAAUGUUUUGCAGCGCAUUAUCACAGCAUAUGACGCAGGAAGGGAAGUGGACUUGGGGAAAAUCCUCAGACACGAGUUGAUGAAUGUCCCCACUGCUAUUGCAGACAGUGAUGGCUAUUUGAGAAGUGGAAAUAAAUCCAUCCUCAGUCAGGUGCUAUGUGGUGAUGUGGAAUGUCCAGCACUGGUGUACCCUACAGACAUUGAUUCAACGCUAGUGAUCGAUGGUCAAGCUUUUGUUAUGAUGCUAGGACAACCAUCUGACUGCAACACAUUUGGGCAAUAUGCCAGCAAGUUUGUGAAAAGAGUGCUUGCAUUUGGCAAAAACUUUGACAGAAUUGACACUACAUUUGACAGGUACAGAGACAUAUCAAUUAAGAGCACAACCAGGGGGAAACGUGCAAGAGGAUGCACACCUAUUCGCCGUGCCAUUGAAGAUAGCUCUGUACCACUUCCAAGGAACUGGUCCAAUUUCCUUGCUUUGGAGAAGAACAAAGAAGAUUUGGCAACAUUUCUAUCAGACGAGCUAUUGGCUCAAGCUCCAGACGACAAAAUUAUCAUUGUGGCUGGAGGCUUUAAAGAAGAGAACACGGCAAAGUGUAAUUCAGAAAUGGACAUCACUGCUCUCCAGGCCUACCAUGAGGAAGCAGACACAAGGAUUGUGCUCCACUGUGUACAUUCAAAUGCAGAAUUUCUUGUUGUUUCAAGUCCAGAUACAGAUGUACUCAUUUUGUUAAUUGCGCAUUUUGGCAAGAUGAAGUGCAAACAGUUGUGGCUGAGAAUGGGGACCUCCAAAAAACCCAGGCAUAUCCCCAUACACAAAGUGCAUGAGAGUCUGAGGGUGCAGGUUCCCGAUAUUGAGAAUAUUCUGGCCUUCCAUGCAAUAACAGGCUGUGACACUGUGUCCUACUUUGCAGGACAUAGCAAGAAAACAUCCUGGAAAACAUUCUUGGAGCAGCCUGCACUUUUAGAUGGACUUGGCCUGGGUGAACUGACUGAAACCACCAUACAUUCUGCAGAGAAGUUCAUUUGUCGUGUUUAUGACACCAACGAUGUCAGCUGCAAUGAUGCAAGAGCCACACUGUUCUCCAGAUGUCGGGGACCUGAGGCUCUACCACCUACGAGUGAUGCUGCUCAGUGGCAUAUUAGAAGAGCACAUUAUCAAGCUCUAGUAUGGAGACAAGCAAACAAAACAAAUCCAAUACUACCACCUAUAGAGGAAAUGGGAUGGGAUGUCAUCAAUGGACACCUGGAACCCAAACUGAUGUCUGUUGCAGCAAUCCCCAAAAGCUGUAGCUUGAUGGUUACCUGCAGGUGCAAGUGUGGUUGCAAUACAAGCAAAUGCAGUUGUCGCAGCGCCGGCUUGCUUUGUACAGGUGGCUGCAAAUGUAGAAGAACUCCAGAUCAUCCAUGCCAGAAUGCAAGCAGUUUGGACUAAGGAGGAACAUCUCACUUCAGUGACUGUUGCAGUGGCCAUGGAGAUUGAGAGGCACUCUCUGCUGUAAAUAAAUUUGAUUUGUAUUUAUUUUGGCCUGUUCUUAGUUUUAUUUCAGGUUUAAGAGCAAUUAAAAUGGUUCGUUUUAUGAAUACUGUUUGCUUUAUUACCUUUA